Messenger RNA from Trifolium pratense (red clover), 1580 nucleotides. RefSeq lists its product as uncharacterized. Bases 78 to 1403 code for a protein of 441 amino acids. Lineage: Eukaryota; Viridiplantae; Streptophyta; Magnoliopsida; Fabales; Fabaceae. The record is from RefSeq and is a predicted model, not a curated record. The transcript has 7 exons.
GAAUUAUCCAUAAUUAACACACUUGUUUCAGUUUCAGUUUCAGUUUAGCUUGUAUUCCAAAUUGGAGCUUCCAAUCGAUGGGAGCAAUUUCGAGCUUCUCCUUUCCGGUUCUCUUCGGAGUUUCCUUUUGUCGUUCAACUUCUCUUCGAACACAACCUCUUAUGGCAGUUGCAUCUUCUUCUCAGCAGGAUGUUGCCGCAACUAAAUUACUCACUUUUCUCGGCAAAGGUGGCUCUGGCAAAACAACCGCCGCUAUCUUCGCCGCUCAGCAUUAUGCAAUGGCUGGAUUGAACACAUGUUUAGUGAUACAUAGCCAAGACAUCACUGCCGACUAUCUUCUCAAUUGUAAAAUUGGAACUUCCCAUGUUGUAUGCAGCAAGAACCUUUCAGCUGUUAGGUUGGAAACAACAAAAAUGCUUCUCGAACCUCUAAAACUUCUGAAGCAAGCAGAUGCCCAGCUUAAUAUGACACAAGGAACACUUGGAGGGAUUGUUGGAGAAGAGCUUGGCAUCCUUCCUGGAAUGGACUCGAUCUUUUUAGUACUUGCACUUGAGAGGCUUGUAGGAUUUUUGGGGAUAGCAUCUUCAAAAAGUCAACAAGAUAAAUUUGACAUCAUAAUAUAUGAUGGUGUCAGCAGCGAGGAAACCUUACGAGUCAUAGGUGGAAGCAGUAAAGCGAGAUUGUAUUUGAAAUAUAUCCGCACGUUGGCUGAGAAAACUGAUCUUGGGAGAUUGGCUGCUCCUUCACUCCUGAGACUUGUGGAUGAGGCCAUGAAAAUUAGUAGCAGCAAAUCUUAUUUCAAUGGGAGGAUGAGUUCAGAAACAUGGGACACUUUGGAUCAACUUCUAGAGAGAGGAUCUUCCGCCUUCUCAAACCCGCAGAGAUUUGGUUGCUUCCUUGUGAUUGAUCCUAACAAUCCAACCUCCGUAAAUUCUGCAUUACGUUAUUGGGGUUGUACAAUUCAGGCUGGUGCUCAAGUUUCAGGUGCUUUUGGAAUCUCCUCUCAGCAACCAAAACUAGAAUCGUUCGAAAAAGCAAAGAAAGAUCUAUCUCCCUUGUCUUCUGCUUUCAUCUCUAGUCCGUUAAUGAAUAGCCCAAUAGAUUGGAGCAGAGUUUUACUGGACACUGUGAAUGAAGAUGCUAGACAUCUUCUUACUUCACUAUCAAGCCAAUCCAGUGAUACGACAUCAUCAGUUAAAUUUGAUGUUGAAAGUAAAUCGGUUACUCUCUUCAUGCCAGGUUUUGACAAAUCAGAGAUUAAGCUAUAUCAAUAUAGGGGAGGAUCUGAGCUUUUGGUAGAAGCCGGAGACCAAAGACGUGUCAUCCCUUUGCCUCCAAAAAUUCAAGGAAAGGUUGGCGGAGCAAAAUUCCAGGACAGAAGUCUUGUUAUUACAUUGCGAUAACUCAAAAUGUUCUCUUUUUUUUUCCUUCCCCUUUACACCUUUUAUGCCUGAGCGUGAAAGAUGCCUGCUGAGGAUUAUUAAAUGUAACAGCCGAGGCAGUUUUCUCAUUACACAUUUCUACAUGAAUUGGACAAUCAGUAAUUUAUGCAAAGGAAAUGUGUCACUUUUUAUUCUCUC